AUGGUUCUGUUCCAGAACAAGAUCAUCUACAUGCCCAGUAUCCCGCCGCUGUCUAAAUUCGAGACGGCGGGUGACUACGCGACUGAAUGUCGUCCCGUCCGGUGGACAGAGGAUUCGCUCGUUACGAAAGACCGCGUCCAUAUUUCUCUUUUGCUCGGAGAGAUGCCGGAUGAGGCUACGAAGACACCUCCAGAGGAAGUGGAGCAUGUCGUUGUAUUAUAUUUCCAGGGGAAUGCAUCAUCCCUCCCCCCACGCCUCCCAUUCCUAUCCCAAGCACUGAAAAAGGCCAAACAGCCCCCCUCAUCCCCCCACCGAAAGAUCACCAUCGUAGGCGUUUCCUACAGAGGCUACUGGACCUCCAGCGGCCGGCCCUCCCAGCGCGGCAUCGAGAUCGACGCCAAGGCAGCGCUGUCGUGGGCCCUCCACAAAUACGCCCACCUGCCUCGCGUGAAGAUCGUCCUCUGGGGCCAGAGUAUAGGCGCCGGUGUCGCGACAGGCUUAGCAGCAGAGUAUCGUGCCAAUCCGUCCGAAUUUGCGACUGACGAUUUACGCAUCCCGAUUAGUGGACUCGUGCUUGAAACGCCUUUCACUUGCAUGGAGGACCUUCUGCUGGCGUUUUAUCCGCAGAAGUGGCUGCCGUAUCAUUAUCUGGGGCCGUUUUUGCGCUCGCAUUGGGAUAGUGUUCGUGCUGUGGAGAGGAUUGCUGGUGUGGGUUUGGACGGGGAGAUGGACGCCCAGGACGGUCCCACUCCCCAAAUCCUAUUACUCGAAGGCGAAAAAGACGAAGUCGUCCCGGCAGGAAACGCAGAAAUUCUAGAACGCCGCUGUCGCGAAGUGAAGCUAGACGUACAGCGGAAAGUGAUUCCCAGAGCGCUGCACUCAACCGUCAUCAUGGACACAACCGGCCAGCGUGCGGUGGCAGACUUUCUCAAAACGAUUUAG
Messenger RNA from Aspergillus campestris IBT 28561, 942 nucleotides. RefSeq names its product alpha/beta hydrolase. Gene Ontology annotation, cellular component: membrane. The record is from RefSeq and is a predicted model, not a curated record. Lineage: Eukaryota; Fungi; Ascomycota; Eurotiomycetes; Eurotiales; Aspergillaceae. The transcript has 2 exons. The coding region runs from base 1 to 942 and encodes 313 amino acids. Gene Ontology annotation, molecular function: palmitoyl-(protein) hydrolase activity.